AUGGGCCAAGUCUACGCCAUGCUCAAGAACGGAACCCCAAUGGUGCGCAUCACUACCGAGGACGGCGAGGAAGAGGUUAUUGUGAAUCACAAAUUCUUCAACGAAAUCAAGAAUCUCCCCGACAACACUCUCAGCAUCGUUGAAGGUAUCAAUUUUGCCACGGCUGGAGACUACUCUCACGUACAGAUCCUAAGCCCUAUUGGCCAAACCGCCAUUCGUUCAGACCUCACGCCUGGCUUACCUCGUCUGGCACCCAUACUCUCGGAGGAAUCAGACUUGGCAUUGGGACGCGUGCUACCCCAGUCCCAAAAUCCCACGGCCGUCAGCGUGUAUCCGAGCGUUCUCUCCAUCAUUGCUCAGAUCACAUCUCGAGUCUUCGUGGGCAAAGACUUGGGCCGCAAUCCUCGGUGGCAAGAGCUUUCCCACCAAUACUCCACUCAAGCUUUUGAAGCGUCUCACGCAAUAAAGCAGUGGAAGCCAUGGUUGCGGCCACUCGUUCACCGUUUCCUCCCGGAGAUUCGAAAGCUGAACUUCCUAUACAGCGAGGCCGUUGAGCUGCUUAAGAACGACGCCAUCUCAAACACCAAACGCGAAGAGGACAUUCUUACGAAUUGGUUAGCAGCCAAAUUUCCGGAAUGGGCAACGAACUACGAGUUGCAAGCAUCCAUUCAAAUGGAAAUCGCAAUGGCGGCCAUCCACACGAGCUCCAUGGCCCUGGCGCACCUAAUCUUUGACCUCGCCGCAUACCCGGAAUACGUGCAGCCGUUAAGAGACGAGAUCAACGAAGUCUUACACGAAGCAGGCGGUUUUACAAAGGAAGCUAUGGCGAAGCUGAAGAAGAUGGACAGCUUUAUGAAGGAAUCCCAGUGUCGGAACCCCCCCGCAUUGACCACCUUCAAACGUAAGGCUCUCAAAGGCUUUACCCUCUCCGAUGGUACAUUCAUCCCUAAGGACACAAUUCUCGAAGUCGACGGCGCGAACCGGUAUUGGGACUUGGAACUGUAUGAGAACGCAGACCAUUUCGACGGCUUCCGUUUCUAUCGUCUACGAGAGCAGCUGAACGAGCCCAAUAAGCACCAAUUCGUGUCCUCUAGCAACGAAUAUCUCCACUGGGGUAUGGGACGGCAUGCGUGCCCUGGAAGAUUCUUCGCUGGGAAUGAAAUCAAAACCGUGCUGGCAAAGAUUCUGCUCUCUUACGACAUAUCUUUGCCUAAAGGAGCUACGAGGCGGCCGAAGAAUAUUGUAUUCUCAACUCAGGUGAGCUUUUAA
Lasiodiplodia theobromae is the source of this 1269-nucleotide messenger RNA. Its product is annotated as Cytochrome p450 protein. NCBI's taxonomy places the organism in Eukaryota, Fungi, Ascomycota, Dothideomycetes, Botryosphaeriales, Botryosphaeriaceae. Gene Ontology annotation, molecular function: heme binding; monooxygenase activity; oxidoreductase activity, acting on paired donors, with incorporation or reduction of molecular oxygen. The record is from RefSeq and is a predicted model, not a curated record. The transcript has a single exon. The coding region runs from base 1 to 1269 and encodes 422 amino acids.